AUGCAGAUCGUGGUUCGCCGCGACCUCCUAACCACCGAGGGCUGGGGCGUAGGCCCGCUCAUGGCGCAAGUCGCCCACGCGACCUCCGCGGUCCUCCACGAGACACGUGAGCGCCCAGAGACGCAAGCGUACCUCGACGACCUCACGCACAUGCACAAGGUUGUGAUGCAGACGGCAGACCAGGCGAGCAUCGAACGUCUCGCGAGCCGGCUUGCGGAGGCCAACCCCCCGGUGCCACACCACCUGUGGAUCGAGCAGCCCGAAAACGUGCCGACGUGCCUCGCCCUCGCGCCCAACCGGCGCGAGUCGAAGAUCAAGAAGGCCCUAGACAAGGCGGGGUGCCGGUUGUGGCAAGGCUGA
Messenger RNA from Epithele typhae, 360 nucleotides. Its product is annotated as peptidyl-tRNA hydrolase II. The record is from RefSeq and is a predicted model, not a curated record. Gene Ontology annotation, molecular function: peptidyl-tRNA hydrolase activity. NCBI's taxonomy places the organism in Eukaryota, Fungi, Basidiomycota, Agaricomycetes, Polyporales, Epitheliaceae. The coding region runs from base 1 to 360 and encodes 119 amino acids. The transcript has 4 exons.